Messenger RNA from Sardina pilchardus (European sardine), 504 nucleotides. Its product is annotated as transmembrane protein 212-like. Bases 1 to 504 code for a protein of 167 amino acids. The record is from RefSeq and is a predicted model, not a curated record. Lineage: Eukaryota; Metazoa; Chordata; Actinopteri; Clupeiformes; Clupeidae. The transcript is spliced from 3 exons.
AUGGUGGACGUGGUCUGCCAAAUAAGUGGAUGCCAGCUAGGUUUUGGCAUUACCAGCCUUCUGUCUGGCAUACUGGCCUUCUUUCCUGUGGGUACCUACAAGCCCUGGUAUCUUGGCUGGAGCACCAAGAUCGCUGCCCCGUUGUGGGUUGGAGUUUUGUGGGAGCUGAGCUACAUCUUCAGCAUUCUCUGUGGUCUCACUGCUCCGCUGCAGUUCGCCAUCGCUGUGGCCGCCAUCGUGCUCGGGCCCUACUGCUACUACUCUUUCCACGGGGCGGUUGGCACCGGUUACCUGGCCCAUGCGGUCCGGCUGCCCUACCCUUACCUGGCCUUCCCGGGCCUGUGUCUGGACCCCAGGCAUGUGGAGUGGUUCCACCUGGUCCUGCACACGGCAGACCUCAUCACCAGUCUGGCCAUUUUCACUCUGUCACUCUUCAUCAUUGUCAUCCUCACUCUCCGAGUGCUACGCUCUGGCCAUGUUAAUCGACGGAGGCAUGGCCGCUAG